Messenger RNA from Eutrema salsugineum, 6087 nucleotides. Its product is annotated as protein NETWORKED 1D. Gene Ontology annotation, molecular function: actin filament binding. Bases 476 to 5932 code for a protein of 1818 amino acids. The record is from RefSeq and is a predicted model, not a curated record. Gene Ontology annotation, cellular component: plasma membrane. Lineage: Eukaryota; Viridiplantae; Streptophyta; Magnoliopsida; Brassicales; Brassicaceae. The transcript has 5 exons.
UAAUUGCAGAUCUCUUGGCAGAGAAGGCGAUCCCGAGGACGCAAAGUCACGCAACUUCGAAUAAAAAAUUUUGAAUAACAUUUUUGGGAACCGUACACGAGGGUGAUAUCGUCAUUUCGGAGCUUCUCUGUAAGUCCACCAUACCUAAACAAUUCUUCACAACGUAAAAAGUAGGAACAGCGCGGAAACGCCUGUAGAGAGAGAAAGAGAGAGAUCUAGAGGAAGAAGAAGAUGAGUUGAGAUAUGCGAAAAAUAAGGAGAAGUGAUAGGAAGAACUGUUCUUUCCGGUUGCUGCCGAUUGCUUUGGGCACUGAAAUAAUUUCGUCUCGACUUUGGCCUUCAUUGACUUGUUUUAGGAAUUUUUACGGAGGAACUCUUGGCAUUGUGAGCGCCUCUGGAUUUGCACAUUCUGGUUCUGGAGUGAUUUAAUAUCGUCAUAGUUUGGUGGUGGUGGUGCGUAAUUUUGCUGGUUAAAAUGUCUGCUGUUGCGAAUGGUAACACGAAACGCUAUUCUUGGUGGUGGGAUAGUCAUAUAAGCCCCAAGAACUCUAAAUGGCUUCAGGAGAAUCUUACAGAUAUGGAUAGUAAAGUCAAGCAAAUGAUCAAGGUUAUUGAAGAAGAUGCAGAUUCUUUUGCUAGGCGAGCAGAAAUGUAUUACAAAAAGCGGCCUGAGCUUAUGAAAUUGGUUGAAGAGUUUUAUCGAGCGUAUCGUGCUUUAGCUGAAAGAUAUGAUCAUGCGACCGGUGUUAUUCGUCAUGCUCAGCAGACUAUGGCAGAAGCGUUCCCAAACCAAGACCCCAUGAUGUUUGGUGAAGAGUCGCUUGUUGGUUCUUCCACCAAUGAGUUUGAUCCACAAACGCCUGAGAGUUACCCUCCUAUCCGAGCUCCGGUUUACCCCAAUGAGUUAAAAAAAGAUGCUUUAGGGAUCUCUUUCCCUCAUAUGAGUACCGUAAAGCGAAAUAUAGCCUUCAUGGAAGAGCCUCAUCAGCCUGCGAGUAAUGGGAAGGGUUUGAAAACUGGAAAGGCAAGAAAAGGACUGAAUUUCAAUGAUGUUGAUGGAAAUGGAAGAAAUGCUAAGGUUCUCUCGGAAUCUGAACGCGCUAGCAGAGCUGAGGCUGAAAUUGUGGUUUUAAAAGAUGCUCUUUCAAAAGUGCAGGCUGAAAAGGAAGCUAACUUAGCUCAGUUUGAUCAGAAUUUGGAGAGACUUUCUAAUCUGGAAUCUGAGGUAUCUCGUGCACAAGAGGAUUCCAGGGGGUUUAAUGAACGAGCCACAAGAGCCGAAGCUGAAGUCGAAACACUUAGAGAAACCCUCAGCAAACUAGAGAAUGAAAAGGAAUCCAGUCUUCUUCAAUACCAGCAAUGUCUACAAAACAUAGCUGAUUUGGAGGGUCGCAUUUCUCUAGCUCAGGAGGAGGCUGGAGAAGUAAAUGAGCGAGCCAGCCAAGCCAAAGCUGAAAUUCUAGCCUUGAAGCAAAGCCUGGUUAUAUCUGAAACGGACAAGGAAGCUGCUCUUGUUCAAUAUCGGCAAUGCUUGGAAACCAUAUCUAGCCUGGAAGAGAGGUUGCACAAGGCUGAGGAAGAUGCGAGGUUAAUCAAUCAGCGGGCAGAAGAUUCUGAGGGUGAAGUUGAAAUCUUGAAGCAAAAGGUCUCCAAAUUAAUUGAUGAAAAUGAAGCUUAUGUACUCCAAUACCAACAGUGCCUGGAUACAAUUGCAGAUCUUAAGCUCAAGCUAUUUCAUGCUCAAGAAGAAACCCAGAGGCUUAGUCGUGAAAUAGAGGAUGGGGUUGCUAAGUUAAAAUUUGCAGAGGAAAAAUGUGUCGUGCUUGAGAGAUCAAAUCAAAAUCUGCACACCGAGCUGGAUGGUCUAUUGGAGAAACUGGGGAAUCAAAGUCAUGAGCUCACGGAGAAACAGAAAGAGAUGGGAAGAUUGUGGACUAGUGUACAAGAAGAACACUUGCGUUUUAUGGAGGCCGAGACUGCCUUUCAAACCCUUCAGCAAUUUCACUCUCAGUCUCAAGAGGAGCUAAGCACUUUAGCAUUGGAACUGCAAAACAGGUCUCAAAUCCUGAAAGAUAUGGAGGCCCGUAACAAUGAUUUACAGGAAGAAGUUCAGGAAGCCAAAGACGAGAACAAAAGCCUCAGUGAGCUCAAUCUCUCUUCCGCUGCAUCCAUUAAAAGUUUGCAGGAGGAGGUCUCAAGAUUACGGGAGACAAUACAGAAACUUGAAGCAGAAGUUGAACUGAGAGUGGACCAGAGAAAUGCUUUGCAGCAAGAAAUAUACUGUCUUAAAGAGGAAUUAUUUCAGAUAGGAAAGAAACACCAGUCCAUGGUAGAACAGGUGGAGUUGGUUGGUUUACAUCCAGAAGGCUUUGGGUCUUCUGUCAAGGAAUUGCAGGAGGAGAACUCAACGCUAAAAGAAAUAAAGGAAAGAGAAAGUGUCGAAAAGAUGGCCCUGGUUGAGAAGUUAGAAAUGAUGGAAAAGCUUGUUCAGAAAAACCUUCUUCUGGAGAACUCCAUAUCAGAUUUGAAUUCUGAGCUGGAAACAAUCAGAGGAAAGCUGAAGACAUUGGAGGAAGCUUGUGUGUCACUCGCAGAAGAGAAAUCAGGCCUUCAUUCUGAGAAGGACGUAUUGAUUUCCCGUUUGCAGAGUGCUACAGAAUACAGCAAGAAACUCUCUGAGGAAAACAGGUUACUGGAGAAUUCUCUUUCUGAUGCCAAUGCAGAGCUUGAAGAACUCAAGUCAAAAUUGAAAAGCCUAGAAGACUCAUGCUACCUGCUGAAUGAUGACAAGUCCAGUUUAGUUAAUGAAAGAGAAAGCUUACUCUCUCAUAUGGAUAUAAUGAGAAAAAGCAUUGAAGAUCUGGAGAAAGAACAUGCAGAGUUAAAAGUGAAAGUUUUGGAAUUAGCGACCGAGAGGGAAUCUUCGCUUCAGAAAAUUGAAGAAUUGGGAGUGUCUUUAGAUGCCAAGGACCGUGAGUAUGCUUGUUUUGUAAAAAUGUCUGGGAGUCGGAUAAAUGACAUGGAAUCAAAGAUCUAUCAUCUUCAAGAUGAAAUUCAACGCCAGGAGAGUGAAUAUCAAGUGGAACUGGAUCGAGUUCAUGAUGCUCACAUUGAGAUUAUUGUUCUGCAGAAAUGUUUGCAAGACUGGCUUGAGAAGAGUUCCUCUCUGGCUGCUGAGAAUCAGAAUAUCAAAGAGGCUUCUCAGCUGUUAGAGAAGCUAGUCUCUGAACUAGAACAGCAAAAUAUUGGGAAACAACUGCAGAUUGAGUCCUCGAUUAACUGCAUUAAAAUACUGAGAACGGGGAUCUAUCAGGUAUUGAUGAAGCUUGAAGUAAUUCCAGGUAUAGAUUCCGGUGAUGAGAACUCGCAAGACCAGCAAAAUAUUCAUGACAUAUUGAGUAGACUUGAUGAGAUGCAAACUUCGCUUUUGAAGACUCGGAAUGAAAACCAGCAGUCUGUCAUUGAGAAUCUCGUCCUUGUUGAAUUUCUUCGGCAACUUAAAUCAGAAGCUGUUAGUAUUGCAACAGAGAAGAAAGCCCUUGAGGAAGAACUUAAAUCUCAGCGUAACCAGCUCUUGUUUUCGCGGGAUGAAACCCAGAAAUUUAUCAUCAUAAAUGGAGAAUUGACCACCAAAGUUAAUCAAGGAGCUGACAGAGAAGAAGCCUUGACGGGGAAAAUUGAGGAUUUGCACAGGCAGUCUUCCAUUGAGAACCUCGUCCUUGUCGAAUUUCUCCGGCAACUUAAAUCAGAAGUCGUUGGUAUUGCAACAGAGAAGAAAAUCCUUGAGGAAGAACUUGAAUCUCAGUGUUACCAGCUCUCAUUUUCGCGGGAUGAGACCCAGAGACUUAUCUACGUGAAUGGAGAAUUGACCACAAAAGUUAAUCAAGGAGUCAACAGAGAAGAAGUCUUGAAGGUGGAAAUUGAGGAUUUGCACAGGCAAGUCUUGCAACUUCGAAAUGACUACACCAUUUUGCAGGCAGAGAAGAACAAAACUUUAGACGAGAAAAAAUACUUGACAAAGUCAACAUUGCGGUUGGAGGAGGAGAAACGUAAACUAGAAGAGGAUAUGUCUUUGCUUCUUUCCGAGACUAUAUACCAAAGCAAUCUCAUUCUUCUUUUGGAGGAUGUCGUCUUGGAAAAACUUUCAGGAGCGGUGAAACUAAACGAGGAUCUGGACAGACUCAUUUUUGUGAAGUGUAAGCUCGAGGAAGAGGUAAGGGAGGUUGGUGAUAAGUUAAAAGCUACAGAAGUCGAGAACUUGCAGCUUGAAGCUUUGCUUGAGAAAACGGAUGGCGAACUGCACACUGCCAGAUCAGCUAAUGAUCAGUUGGAACAUGAAAUUGCUAAUGUGAAAGAUCAGUUGGGUCAGAAGGAGAAAGAACUUCUAGAAGCUAUGCUGAUGAUCUCCAUCGUGCAAAGUGAAAAAUCUGAAUUAUCUAAGGCAGUGGAGGAUUUAGAUUGUAGGUACAAGGAAACUAAAUCAAUAGAAGUAGAUAAAGAUAAGCAGGUUUUGAAACUCCGUGGAGAUUACGAUGAGCAGAUUAAGAAGACGGGUCAUGCAAACGAAGCUAAUCUUAAAUUGGAAGCUAACAUGAUGAGCCUACUCAUGGAACUUGAAGGAAUCAAAGUGGAGAAGGAAAAGCUGAACCAGGAGCUUUUAACAGAAAGGAAUGAGAUUAAACUAUGGGAGUCUCAAGCUACAACAUUGUUCGGAGAUUUGCAGAUUUCGGCUGUUCAUGAAACAUUGCUUGAAGCGUUGACCCAUGAGCUGGCUGAAUCCUGCGAAAGUCUUGGAAAUAGAAGCACAUUAAAAGACUUGGAGAUUGACCAGCUUAAAGGAAGGGUGAACAACUUAGAGGAUGCCAACAAAGGACAGAACGAUCUUAUGAGCAAAUACGCCCAAGCUAUUGUGUUGUUGAAGGAAAGCAUAGAAUCCCUGGAAAAACAUAUUGCCAUGCCUCACGAAUUCGAGAGUGAACCAGCCAAGGACACUGCUUCAAUAGUGGAUAACAACGAUUGGUUCUUAGAGUUGCAAGAAAUGCGUUUUAGAAUCAAAGCUAUCGAGGAGGCACUAACCGAAAAGCUUGCAAUGGAAGAACUAAAAACAGCUGCCCGAAGAAGCAGAAGGAGAAGUGGAAGUCUGCGGAAACAGAACCAUGGAAUAUAUUCAGAGGAAAGCGAAAUGAUCACGAAAGACAUCGUACUCGAUCAGGUUUCUGAUUGCUCAUCAUAUGGGAUUAGUAAGAGAGACAUUCUGAAGAUAGAAGAUGAUCACAGUUUUGAGUUAAAGCCACAAAAUCCUCAAAAAGGUAAAUCCUUGUCUGAAGAGUCACUGGUUGUGGACAAAUUAGAGAUCUCCGAUAGAUUCACGGAUCCAAACAAAGAAACAAAUAAGAGAAAAGUUCUCGAGAGACUUCAUUCGGAUUUACAGAAGCUCUCGAAUCUCCAUAUCGCCGUAGAAGAUUUGAAAAGCAAAGUGGAGACAGAGGGGGAAAGCGAGAAAGGAAAAGAAGACGAGUACGAAACGAUUAAGGGACAGAUCACUGAAGCAGAGGAAGCAUUAGAGAAGCUUUUAAGCAUCAACAGAAAACUGGUGACAAAAGUCCAAAGCGGAUUUGAGAGAUCAGAUGGAAGCAAAUCAUCUAUGGAUCUUGAUGAGAAUGAGAGUAGCAGGAGGAGGAGAAUAUCAGAACAAGCGAGAAGAGGAUCAGAGAAGAUUGGGAGGUUACAGUUGGAGAUACAGAGAUUGCAGUUUCUGUUGUUGAAACUGGAAGGAGAAAGAGAUGAUAGAGCGAAGGCGAAGAUAUCAGAUAGCAAAGCGAGGAUUCUUCUUAGGGAUUAUAUCUAUGGUGGAGUGAGAGGUGAGCGACGGAAGAGGAUGAAAAAGCGGUUCGCGUUUUGCGGGUGUGUGCAACCGCCUCCAUCUCCUUGAUCGUUUCGAAACUAGAACUUGUUGCAAGUAAACGUAAUAAUAUUCAUGUGAAUGGAAGUGAAUUUAAGUUUAAAAUGAAUGAGAAACACCUUUGAUAAUCUGUUAUAGUGUUAUUUUCCGUUUGAAAGAGAUUAAAUGAAAUUUGUAUAUUGCAA